GUUGAUGAUUUAUUAGCUGACUAGCAGCCCAUGUGUCUAGGGGGUGUUGAUUACAUCAGCAGAUUAGAUGGCAUAGUUGAGACCCUGUGCCCAACGUCUUCGUCGUUCUCUCCGAUCUCUUGCAUUUCGUGCACUGUCGUCGGCGCUGUUUUCUUCUCAUCUACUCACGUCAUUAUCUGUUGAUAGUGCCGUACUAUUGCAGCUAUGGAGGGCCUACUUGACUUCUCCAGGGAAUUCGAUGUCUCCCUGUUAGACAAGGUUGCUCUUGCAUUUUACACAGGAGGUGGCCAGGAGCAACAAAUGGCACAGCAAGUGCUCACGCAAUUCGAGGAGCAUCCAGACGCCUGGACGAGAGUUCCAGAUAUUAUGGAGAGAUCAACUUUCCCCCAAUCGAAGUACAUCGGCCUCCAGAUCCUAGAGAGGCUCAUUACGACGCGGUGGAAGACGCUCCCCGAUGGUCAGCGUCAAGGCAUCCGAAACUUUGUUGUUGGUGUAACAGUGAAAGUGGCAUCAGAUGAAGCAACUAUGCGGAAGGAGAAGACUUAUCUCAACAAGCUCAAUCUAGCCCUCGUUCAGAUCCUCAAGCAGGAAUGGCCCCACAACUGGCCAACAUUCAUCACGGAACUCGUCGAGUCCUCUAAAACUAACCUUUCUCUCUGCGAGAACAACAUGGUCAUCUUGCGGCUCCUUUCUGAGGAAGUGUUCGACUAUUCGGCCGAGCAGCUGACACAAACGAAAAUUAAGAACCUCAAAAAUCAGAUGUGUGGCGAGUUUAGCGAGAUCUUCAAGUUGUGUUCCGAGGUCCUAGAAGAAGCACAGAAGACCAGCUUGAUAAGGGCCACUCUGGAAACCCUUCUGAGGUUCUUGAACUGGAUACCAUUGGGUUACAUCUUCGAAACCACCAUAAUUGAUCUGCUGCUUAACCGUUUCCUCGAAGCCCCUGAUUUCCGCAACGUGACUUUGAAAUGCUUGGCCGAGAUAGCAGGUCUGAAUGUUGGUCCAGAGUAUGACCCCAAGUUCGUAAUCUUGUUCGCCAUGGUCAUGACGUCCGUGAACCGCAUGAUCCCACCGUCGACAAACAUCGCCGCUGCAUACGCAACAACGUCAGAUGCUGGUCAAGAACUCGUCCUCAACCUUGCGCUGUUCCUCUGUAACUUCCUCUCGAACCAUUUGCGCGCCGUCGAAACAGAAGCGAACCGUGAUGUCCUUCUCAACGCCCAUUUGUAUAUGGUCAAAAUAUCCCAAGUCGAGGAACGAGAGAUUUUCAAGAUUACACUCGAAUAUUGGUCGAAGCUUGUCGCGGAGUUGUACGAUGAGAUGCAAUCACUUCCUAUUGGUGACAGCGGUCUUCUUAUGGGCUUGACCCUCGGGAACGGUAGUGGAAACAUGCUCAACGGCAUGAAUCUGCGGAAAAAUAUCUACAGUGACGUCUUGAGCAACUUGCGUCUCGUCGUCAUCGAAAGGAUGGUCAAGCCAGAGGAGGUACUCAUUGUUGAGAAUGACGAAGGGGAGAUCGUGCGAGAGUUCAUGAAAGAGUCGGACACGAUCGUCUUGUAUAAACAAAUGCGAGAGCUCCUCGUCUAUCUCACUCACCUGGACGUCGUCGACACGGAGAAUAUCCUGACCGAAAAGCUCGCCAAACAAGUCGAUGGCUCAGAAUGGAGCUGGCAAAACUUGAACACCCUUUGUUGGGCCAUUGGUAGUAUCUCUGGAGCGAUGAACGAAGAGACAGAGAAACGCUUCCUUGUGACCGUCAUCAAAGACUUGCUUGGCCUUUGCGAGAUCAAGCGAGGGAAAGACAACAAAGCAGUAGUUGCCUCGGACAUCAUGUACAUCGUCGGACAAUAUCCACGGUUCCUCAAGGCCCAUUGGAAAUUCCUAAAGACUGUCGUCAAUAAGCUCUUCGAAUUCAUGCACGAAACCCACGAAGGAGUGCAAGACAUGGCAUGUGAUACGUUCAUCAAGAUCGCACAAAAGUGCCGUAGACACUUCGUGAUGCAGCAAUCCGGGGAACAAGAGCCGUUUAUCGACGAAAUAUUGCGGCUAUUGCACAGAAUCACUGUCGACCUUUCACCACAACAAGUGCACACGUUUUAUGAAGCUGUCGGACACAUGAUUUCUGCUCAGCCUAACAAGCCGCAGCAGGAAAAGUUGAUCACGAAGUUGAUGGAACUUCCAAACAGUGCUUGGGAUUCUCUCAUGGCUCAAGCUGCGCAGAACAUAGAUGUAUUGAGCAACUUGGACAACAUGAAAAUUUUGUCAAACGUCCUCAAGACCAAUGUUUCGGCAUGCACAUCUAUUGGCAGUUUCUACCUACCUCAAAUUGGCCGCAUAUUCCUUGACAUGCUGGGCUUGUAUAAAGCUGUGAGCGGCAUCAUCAGUGAAACGGUUGCGCGAGAAGGAACAAUUGCGACGAAGACGCCAAAAAUUCGGCAGCUGCGCACAGUCAAGAAGGAAAUCCUGAAGUUGAUGGAGACCUACAUUAAGAAGGCAGAAGAUUUGGAGGCCGUCAAUACGAACUUCAUGCCACCACUACUGGACGCUAUCCUUGGUGACUACAACCGCAAUGUACCUACCGCCCGUGAUGCAGAAGUCCUCAAUGUGAUGGCAACCAUUACUGCUCGUCUCGGUCCUCUGCUUACCCCCCAAGUACCUGCCAUUCUCGACGCCGUCUUUGAACCUACCCUCAAUAUGAUCAACCAAGAUUUUGCUGAAUUCCCGGAACAUCGUGUUGGCUUCUUCAAGUUGCUGAGGGCUAUCAACCUCAACUGCUUCCCAGCGCUUCUCACAAUACCACCCACGCAGUUUAAACUAUUCAUGGACAGCAUUAUCUGGGCUAUCAAGCAUACCAUGCGGGAUAUUUCGGAUACUGGGUUGAAUUUGUGUUUGGAGGUCGUCAAUAAUUUUGCCGGUGCGGAACCGGCUGUGAGCAGCGCCUUCUUCCAGCAAUACUUCCUCAGCAUCCUACAAGACAUAUUCUUCGUUUUGACUGAUGCAGACCACAAGAGCGGCUUCAAACUCCAAAGCUUAGUGCUUGCACGACUAUUCCAACUCGUAGAGACGAAUCAAAUCUUGUCACCGUUGUUUGACCCCGCGCAAAUCUCUGAGCCUGGCGUCACAAAUUCCAUCUUCCUCAAACAGUAUUGCGCCAACCUACUGAAGACCGCUUUCCCUCAUAUGCACAACACCCAAAUACAAAUCUUCGUCACGGGGCUUGGGGAGUUCCACAGUGACAUCAACAGGUUCAAGCUUGCACUGCGUGACUUCCUUAUCCAACUCAAAGAAUUUUCAUCGGGCGAUAAUGCAGAACUCUACCUCGAGGAACGGGAGGACGAGGCCCAAAGGAAAGCCGAGGCAGAAAGGGAGUUCGCGAUGCGCAUUCCCGGUAUGCUGAAGCCGUCGCAGUUGGAGGACAAGGACGAGGACAUCUCAUAGGGAGUUAUCGCAGCAACUAUAUUUUUCUCUUUGUUUAUCGAGUCCUAUGCCGGGCUUGCAUUCCACAUAUCUCUUUUUUUUUCCGAGUGUGAACCGAUCAUCAUGCUACAGUCACUUUUUUUCAGCAACUCACUCUGCUAUCGACCUUGUCUUUGCCCAUAGCCUGACAUAUAAUGUAUUAGUAUAGGUUGAGAAGCACAUAUACAGUAAUACAGAUCGAUGGUGGG
Molecule: messenger RNA, 3662 nt
Organism: Pisolithus orientalis
Lineage: Eukaryota; Fungi; Basidiomycota; Agaricomycetes; Boletales; Pisolithaceae
Product: CRM1 C terminal-domain-containing protein
Exons: 17
Coding region: 205-3435 (1076 amino acids)
Biological process (GO): ribosomal large subunit export from nucleus; ribosomal small subunit export from nucleus; protein export from nucleus
Cellular component (GO): nucleus; cytoplasm
Molecular function (GO): nuclear export signal receptor activity; small GTPase binding
Source: RefSeq, a predicted model, not a curated record